GGGAGUGCCCCCGGGCCCGCGGGAGCCGCGGGCAGCCCCCGCUGGGCGCCGGCAGCCCGUGCUGAUGGCCGGUGCCCGCAGGAUGCGGCCCCGCGCCGGGCCGUGGAUGGCGAUGCUGUGGCUGCUGUGCCUCCCGCCCUGUGCCAGGGCACAGACGAGGAUCCCGCUGGAGACGGUGAAGUCCUGGGCAGAUGCCUUUGGUGGGGAGCUGUACUCCAUUGUGACUAAGUAUUCAGGCUCUCUCCUGCUGCAGAAGAAGUACAAGGACGUGGAGCCAACCCUGAAGAUCAAGGAGGUGGAUGGGCUGGAGCUGGUGAAGAAGUUCUCGGAGCAGAUGGAGAGCAUGCUGCGCAGGAAGGUGGAGGCAGUGCAGAGGCUGGUGGAGGCAGCAGAAGAUGCAGAUCUGAACCAUGAGUACAACUCCUCGCUGGAGUUUGAUUACUACAACUCUCAGCUGAUUAACGAUAAGGAUGAAAACGACAAUUACGUGGAGCUUGGGGAUGAAUUCAUUCUGGAGCCAAAUGAGCAUUUCAAUAACCUGCUGGUGAACACAACCUACAGCGAUAUCCAGCUGCCCACCAAUGUCUACAACAAAGACCCUGCCAUCCUCAAUGGAGUUUACAUGUCAGAAGCCCUGAAUCCCAUUUUUGUGGACAACUUUGAAAGGGAUCCCACACUGACCUGGCAGUACUUUGGCAGCUCCACUGGAUUCUUCAGGCUGUACCCAGGAAUAAAGUGGUUACCAGAUGAGAACGGGGUCAUCUCCUUCGACUGCAGGAACCGCGGCUGGUACAUCCAGGCAGCCACCUCUCCCAAGGACAUUGUCAUCAUUGUGGAUGUCAGUGGCAGCAUGAAGGGGCUGAGGAUGACCAUUGCCAAGCACACCAUCGUCACCAUCCUGGACACUCUGGGGGAGAACGACUUUGUCAACAUCAUUGCAUACAAUGAUUAUGUUCAUUUUAUUGAGCCCUGUUUUAAGGGUAUCCUGGUCCAGGCAGACAGAGAUAACAGAGAGCACUUCAAGCAGCUGGUGGAGGAGCUGCAGGCAAAAGGAGUGGGGACUGUGAACAAGGCUUUGACAGAGUCCUUCAAAAUCCUGAGAGAGUUCAGAGACGCUGGCCAGGGAGGUCUGUGUAACCAAGCCAUCAUGCUGAUCACCGACGGCGCCGUGGAGGAUUACGAGGCUGUGUUUGAGAAAUACAACUGGCCCGAUCGCAAGGUGCGGGUGUUCACCUACCUCAUUGGACGGGAGGUCACGUUUGCCCCCAACGUGAAAUGGAUCGCCUGCAACAACAAAGGGUACUACACUCAGAUCUCCACGCUGGCAGAUGUGCAGGAAAAUGUCAUGGAGUACCUGCACGUGCUGAGCCGGCCCAUGGUCAUCAACCACGACCACGACAUCAUCUGGACCGAGGCCUACAUGGACAGUGCGCUGUUCGCGUCGCAGGCGCAGAGCCUGCUGCUCAUGACGACGGUGGCCAUGCCGGUGUUCAGCAAGAAGAACGAGACGCGAUCCCAUGGCAUUCUUCUGGGCGUGGUGGGCUCUGAUGUACCACUGAGGGAGUUGUUAAAACUAGCUCCACGGUAUAAGCUGGGUGUCCAUGGCUACGCCUUCCUGAACACCAACAACGGCUACAUCCUCUCACACCCAGACCUCCGUCCCCUGUAUAAAGAAGGAAAGAAACUGAAGCCUAAGCCGAACUACAACAGCGUAGAUCUCUCAGAAGUGGAGUGGGAAGACCAGGAUGAAAUACUGAGAAGUGCUAUGAUCAAUGGGGAAACAGGCUACCUCUCUAUGGAUGUGAAGGUCCCUGUGGACAAAGGGAAACGGGUUCUCUUCCUCACCAAUGAUUAUUUCUUCACGGACAUCAGUGGCACACCCUUCAGUCUGGGGGUUGUGCUGUCCAGGGGGCACGGCGAGUACAUUCUGCUGGGGAACACGUCAGUGGAAGAAGGUUUGCACGACCUGCUCCAGCCAGACCUGUCUUUAGCUAAUGAAUGGAUUUACUGCAUCACCGACAUCGAUCCCGACCACCGCAAGCUCAGCCAGCUGGAGGCUGUGAUCCGUUUCCUCACUGGGGAGGAGCCUGACCUGGAAUGUGAUGAGGAGUUGGUCCAGGAAGUGCUGUUCGAUGCAGUGGUCACUGCCCCCAUGGAGGCCUACUGGACAACACUAGCCCUCAACAUGUCCUUGGACACUGAGGCAGGCAUUGAGAUGGCGUUUCUGGGCACUCGGGCUGGACUCAUGAGGAGUGCCCUGUAUGUGGGCUCCGAGAAGAUUUCCAACAAGAAAUUCCUGACGCAGAAGGACAAGGAGAGCAUCUUCACCAUGGACCACUUCCCUCUGUGGUACCGCAGGGCGGCCGAGCAUCCCCCCGGCAGCUUCAUCUACAGCAUUGUCUCAGAGGAUGAUUCAGAGGGGGGUGGCCUGCCAAAAGUGGUGACAGUGAGCACGGCUGUGUCUGUGUCUGUGGACGGGAAGAUGGGAAUUGCUGCAGCGGUGGGAGUGCAAAUAAAGCUGGAUUUGCUGCAACGCAAGUUUUGGAUGGCCAUGCAACAGCCCAAUGACAGUGAUUGCAGUGGCUUGGACGGUGCCUGCCCACUCAGCUGUCAGGAUGAUAUCCUGAACUGCUUCCUCAUUGACAACAACGGCUUCAUACUUGUUUCUAAAGUACCUGAAGAGACUGGAAAAUUUUUUGGUGCAGUGGAUGGCUCAGUGAUGACCCAGCUGCUAAACAUGGGCAUGUUCAGGCGGGUGACCAUGUAUGAUUACCAGGCCAUGUGCAAGGUGCCCUACCACCACCACAGCGGCGCCCGGCCCCUGCUCAGUCCAAUUUAUGCCUUUGUAGCUGCAGUGAAGUGGCUGAUAAGUGAUUUCCUCAUCUUCCUUUUGGAGUUUAACAUGAGUAGCUUCUGGCACUCAGACAACUUGGCAGAUGCCAAGGCUGUCUUCCAUCACUCGCACAGGCACAAGAAGCACGACACGCUGCAGCCCUGCGACACCGAGUACCCCGUGUUCGUGUACGAGCCGGCCAUCAGGGAGACCAACGGGCUCAUCGACUGCGGGGACUGCCAGAAGAUGUUUGUGGCACAGCAGAUCAUCAGCAGUAACCUCCUGCUCCUCGUCACGGACACGCUCUGCGACUGCAGUGUCUUCCCACCCGUCCCAAUGGAUGCAAAAGAGGUCAAAUACAACGCGUCGGUGAAGUGCGAGCGGAUGCGCUCCCAGAAGCUGCGCCGGCGGCCGGACUCGUGCCACGCCUUCCACCCCGAGGAGAAUGCCCAGGACUGCGGUGGCGCCGCUGGCAUCCCCGCGUGUCGGACACUGCUGCUGCUGCCGCUGGUGCUGCUGCUGCGGUGACGCUGCCAGCGCCGCGCCCUGGGCGGCAGGGACCCGGCGGGACGGGGAGAGCCCGGGCACGACGGGGACCCCUUCUGGGACACCCUCUGCGCCUUCCCGGCUGUCCUUCACCACGAGGCCCAGCACGGUGCCGGCGCUGGGAGCUGCUGCGGCCAAAGGAGACGCGAGGAGCAGCAGGGGCAGGCCCUGGCACGGCAGCUGCUGAGCGGCUGCGAGCAUCGGCACGGACGGCACUGCACAGAGCCUGCCUCCCACCCACCACCGGCUCCAGAGCCGCCUCCGGAGAGCAAAGGGCAGGGGACACCACUCCCUCCCUCUGGGGAGCCACCGGGAUUGGGAACUCCCGGCCUGGAAGCAGCACCGCAAGUCCUGCUCUUGGGGGUGGUCCUGAGGCAGGGGUGGGACACGGCACCAAAGUUGACCUGCAGCAGGCUCAGCUGCAGCGGGGCAGGGGGAGGCAGCACAGCUGGGCUGCAGAGCUGCAGCCACGCCAGCACUGCCAAGGAGACCUCUCCUAACAGGAGCAGCACCCAGGUUCUGCAUGUGGACUUACCUCUGGGAAGGGCUUUGUGUGACCCACCAGAACAGACUUAACCUGCUCUCUUUGCAGAGGCUGCUGAGGAGCAGGCACUUUUCCCUCAGAGCAGCACUUCCCUGCUCAUUGCAGCUGCCCUUGGCUGUUCCCUGCCCUGAGCCUGGCAUUCCCAGCUGCUGGGCACGGGCCAUUUCUCACAGAGCUUUACGGACAACUGGUGGGGAUCACCCAUUUUUCUUUCUUCUUUUCUUUUUUUUGUAUGACUCCAUACCAUCCAUGGUUCCAUACCAUCUCAUUAAAAACAAAAACAUGGCAUACUCUACAUAGGCACCACAGCUUCAGCAUGUCUAGUGGUCAUCACAGCCCAGGAACCCCUGGGGACAGGGUGUGGGUGGAGGGACUGCCAGCACGGCUGUGGUGGCCGCAGGGCAGAACCUUUUCCUGGUCACGUUGGGAGCCUCCUGCUGUGGCUGUCACACCAAGAUGUCACCUCUUCAGGACAAGCAGCCCUGCCCACACGUGCCUGCCAUGGGCAGCUGCUGGCUCCUCUCCAGGGCCACCACAUCACCCAGUGCCACAGCCACCCUGCCGGGCCGGACUCUGCAGCAGCAAAGACAGCAGCCAGGUGGGAAAGGGCCUCAUCUCACACCAGGCACAGCAGGCACCCACAAACGCACUCCAGGCGUGCUAGGGAUGCUGUCCUUCUUGCCACCCAUGUCACCUGACACUAAGGGGACAGGAUCAGUCCCAGCCAGGUCCUGGCAGGGCCUUCCAGGACCUCAGAGCUCCCGCUGUGCAGUUUUGCCUGGCUGGAGGCAGUGUCACAGCAAAGAGGAGAGGAACCACUGCAGCACUGAAGUCAGACUGGAGUGGAGAAGGUUCCAGGCUCCAGAGGCAGUGACCUUAUCAGAGGCAGCAGCAGCCAAGGAGGACAAGGCAGGACGGAGGGAGAAGGGGCGGCUGUCAAGGCCGAGGAGCCAGGAGCUGUCACAGAUGGAGGAGCCGCUGCUCAGGGCACCCCCGGGCUGGCACAGCUCCCCAGCCCCACGUGCCUGCCCGUGGUGCCUGCCCUCCCGGGGCACCACUCUCAAGGGUGACCUCCCUGUCAGAAAGGAUUAGCAGCCCCAUGCCCACUCAGCUCCCACAGGACAGAAAUGCACAUUGCUCUGCUGUGAGCCGUGCUGGGCUGCAGGUGCACUAAUCCACCAUAAACACGGUCCAGCAGAGAUGCCUGCUCUGACAGAGUGAAGACAGGAGUUAUACCUGGCUUAGCUGGCUCAGUGAGUUUGUCCACAGGUGCUAACUGGAGAGAAUGGGACAGGGGUGAGCACUGGAUUAUUUCUUAAACUGAGAAAUAUGAGCAAAGGUUUGCCUGAUUCAAAACCUGAGCACACACCAGGAACAGCUUCCUGGGUUGUCUUUUUUUUCUUUGCAGUAAAGCAAACCUCCCCAAUUCAGGGCUCCAACACGGGGUUAAGCAAAUUCCAUUUCAUGCUCUGACAGAGAUAGUGACUCACGGCCCUUCAGCAAGAGAAAAAUCCCCAGGAAGAGCAGCUGCCUUAGCUUCCAACUUCUUCAGCCAUGUGCUGGGCACAGCAGAUAAAAUAGGUCAGCAAAAGCAAACAGGAGCUGAGGCUGAGGAUCCAGGCAGCAGCAGAGCAGCUGUGAGAGGAGCCAUGCCUCACCUCCAGCUGAGCAGCAUCCUGCUGCCAGCCUGACCCCAGAAACCCCAGCUGUGCCUCCUGCCAGACCCGUGAGCACACAGAGCACAGGCAGCAGCGUUUGUUCUGUCCGGGGAAGGUGCAGUGGGAGAAAAUUCCCGAUGGUGUCUGCAGGCAGGGCUGUCCAUCCGAGCCAC
Prinia subflava (tawny-flanked prinia) is the source of this 5754-nucleotide messenger RNA. It is a transcript of the gene CACNA2D4, whose product is annotated as calcium voltage-gated channel auxiliary subunit alpha2delta 4. The transcript has 39 exons. NCBI's taxonomy places the organism in Eukaryota, Metazoa, Chordata, Aves, Passeriformes, Cisticolidae. Gene Ontology annotation, molecular function: voltage-gated calcium channel activity. Bases 65 to 3361 code for a protein of 1098 amino acids. The record is from RefSeq and is a predicted model, not a curated record. Gene Ontology annotation, cellular component: voltage-gated calcium channel complex.